Messenger RNA from Liolophura sinensis, 5931 nucleotides. Its product is annotated as insulin-like peptide receptor. Gene Ontology annotation, cellular component: signaling receptor complex; plasma membrane. Gene Ontology annotation, biological process: protein phosphorylation; multicellular organism development; cell surface receptor protein tyrosine kinase signaling pathway. NCBI's taxonomy places the organism in Eukaryota, Metazoa, Mollusca, Polyplacophora, Chitonida, Chitonidae. The transcript has 24 exons. Gene Ontology annotation, molecular function: transmembrane receptor protein tyrosine kinase activity; protein binding; ATP binding. Bases 548 to 4843 code for a protein of 1431 amino acids. The record is from RefSeq and is a predicted model, not a curated record.
GACAAGCGCGAUUAGCUGUACAGAUAUAGAAUUUAAUGGAGAAUCAGACACCGUAAGGAUUGCUGGAAUACGGUAGGAGGAAAGGAGAGGUUUCACAUUGAUGGUAGGCUGGUCGGGAAACGCUCACACAAGAGAAAGCAGCGCCAAAACAAGAGCACCCCGUACCCUCUGCGUGCCGUGAAAAAAUAGUUCAAGGCUGAAGUCAACUGGCAUGCCUUGUUGAAUCGUUGUUAGAUUCAUAUAUGGGGCUUUCUGUUAGCUAAACAAAUCUUUUAACAGCCUACAAAACACACGCUCUGUUGAAUGAUACUAGGGAGCCAUGUUGGAGUUAGCAUAUGGUAGUGACAUGUGGCGAAAAGAGGCAAUUUGAAUCAGGCAGAUGAUGGUUUGCACGAAAGGGAAGUGAACGGCCUGUAGCCUGCGCUCGGCGCGGCCAUGGGUACAGUGAAUACGCUUGUAUUUGGAAUGUUACCUGCUCAGCGCUCGCUAGUCCCGUAAAUAAACAACAUACUACGCGAAUGACGUGUGUACUAUUGCCGAAAGGAAGAUGGAUUGUAAGUUUUGUCCAUUUUCCCGAUCAGAAGGACUGCUUUCACGUCCUAUGAAGGCCAUCGUUUUGAUACUGUUGUUCAACGUCGGACCGUUCGUACGAACAGAGGAAAAUCCAGGCGAGGUUGGCGUUUGUGAAUCGUUGGACAUCCGGAACUCGAUCACAGAGUUCUCAAAGUUGAAAAACUGUUCUGUGAUAGAAGGUAAACUGUCCAUUCUGCUCAUGCAUAAUGUCAGUGCUGCAGAGCUCGAAAAACUAUCCUUUCCGAAACUGGUGGAAAUAACAGACUACCUGCUGCUGUUCCGCGUACAAAAUCUAAAAACUUUACGGAAUUUAUUUCCUAACCUGGCUGUGAUCCGUGGUCAGAAUCUGAUGUACACAUAUUCCCUUGUCGCAUUUGAAAUGCCUCACCUGGAAGAAAUCGGCUUGGUGAAUUUGACGCUUAUGGAGAGAGGUGCCGUCCGCUUGGAGAAAAAUCCAAAUUUGUGCUUCACUCAGACGGUAGACUGGACAAGGAUAGCGAAAUCAGCCAAACCAGAUGAUCAUUACAUUAGAGAAAAUAAGAAUGUGAGAGACUGUUUGCAGUUCUGUCCCGACAACUGUAAAGCAACGCAGAGGAGCAAAGAUGACAAGACCAAGGUUAAGCGAUGCUGGACGGUCAAUGAUUGCCAGAAAGUCUGUGAUGAUCCAAACUGUGAUUACUGCGACGCCAACGGGGCGUGUUGCAGUCCGCACUGCGUGGGAGGCUGCACUGGAAGAAGUGCCAGUGAAUGCAUCGCCUGUAAGAAAGUAGUGUACAAGAAUAUCUGUCAACCACGCUGUCCUCAAGGCACUUACUUGUUCCAAGAACGCCGCUGUUUAACACGUCAGCAGUGCAUAGAAAAGAGCAACUGUCAGACCUACAAGCUGGUGGAUGGAUUGGAAGAUGAACACCCGUCCAAGUGUGUCGUGUCCUGCCCAAAGGGAUACACUGAACAGGACAUGAAAUGUGUCAAAUGUGAAGUGGGAAAGUGCCCUAAAUUUUGCACCCCAGCUUACAUAGACAGCGUUGCCUCGGCGCAAAGGUUUAAAGACUGCACUGUUAUCCAGGGUCCCCUCGUGAUUCAGCUUCUUGGUGGCACAAACAUUGGUCAGGAGCUUGAGGAAAGCUUGGGGCAAAUCGAAAGGGUAACACAUUUCAUCAAGAUUACCCACUCUUAUCCCUUGCUGUCCUUUCACUUCUUCAAGAGCCUUAAGACAAUCCACGGGGACCAGCUGGUCAGCGAUCAGUUUGCUCUCUAUGUCCUGGAGAACCAAAAUCUUCAGGAACUUUUUCAUCCAGAUGUGCAGAAAAAGCUGAAAAUUGACCAAGGGAUCGUGUUCUUCCAUUUUAACCGCAAACUGUGUUACAACAAAAUCGAAGAGUUUGUCGACGACGUUGGGCUGCGAAUGGCUGAUCUCAAGGACUGGGUUUCCACACAGAAUAAUGGUGACCAAGCCACCUGCUCCAUGGAAAAGCUCAUCCUCAAUGUAUCAGGCACAGCUGCCAAUAACGUCAUUCUGCGCUGGAACAAUUUUGUGCACGGAGACCAACGCCAGCUGUUGCGAUAUGUUGUCAACAUUAGAGAAUCAAAUGGAAAAGAUAUGGAUAUACAUCAAGGAAGGGAUGCCUGCACGGUUGUAUGGAAGACUGAAGACAUCAACCCCUCCUAUGGGAAGAACGACACGAAUGUUUAUCAUCUUGUGGGUGAUUUGAAACCAUACACAAUGUAUGCUGUCUACGUUGAAACAUAUAUGAUAUCGGGAGCCAGCACCGGAGCUAUGAGUGACAUUGUGUACUUUCGUACACAUCCAAAAGCGCCUGAAGAGCCUGACAAUCUGAGAGCACAGGCAGACUCCCAUACCGCCCUCACAGUCAAGUGGGAUCCCCCAAAGAACCCCAACGGUAAUGUCACGCAUUACAAGAUCUACUGGAAACCGCGUGAUACGCCCAGCAUGAUGGGAUUGGACCGAAAAGAUUUUUGCAAAGAACCAUGGGUACCUCCGGAGGACCACGUGGAAAAGGAAGAAGAAGCGGAAAAGGUGAAGCAGAAGAACAUCUCAUCUGUCGACGGUCAGCCGUGCUGUGCCUGUCCCAAAUCCAAGAAGCUGCAGGAAAAAGAAGAGCAAGAUCGGCAACUGCAGAUCCAGUUUGAGAACUCCAUCCACGACACAGUGUUCAAGAAAAGGAUGGAAGAACUGGACCUGGAUAAGAAUUGCCCUUCCCGUCACAAGCGUGAUGUGACCACGUUCUUCAGCACUGAAAGUCCAUUCCGGGCUUUGUAUGACAAGAGCAGGACGACCCCUAUCACAACACCUCUACCAAGUCCUGUUAACACCACGACGGAAAACUCCAACGCUUCCUUCCAGCACUUAAUGGCAGACGUAUUUGCCACACACUACACCAUCACCAACCUGCGACAUUUCACCGAGUACAGCAUAGAGAUCAUGGCCUGCCAGGAAAUUGACCCUCCUACGAAGAUCGGAAAGUGUGGUGUUCAAGCGUUUGUGACGGCUCGAACAGCUGCUCUUAAAUCUGCUGAUGAUGUCCCUCUUGACAGCAUUGAGGCUUCUGUAAUCAACAACAAAACGAUUAACUUGAUAAAAAUCACCUGGCUACCUCCACCUCAACCCAAUGGUUUUGUUAUCACCUACGAAUUGGAGUACAGACGGGCAAAAGACGAUCAUCAGGCCAGUAUUGUGUGUAUCAGACAGCAGGACUUCACCAAGACGGGUGGCUAUGACUUCAAACAGCUUGUUCCGGGAAACUAUAGUUACAGGGUUCGAAGCAGCUCCUUAGCUGGGCCAGGCGAUUGGACCGAUGCGAAAUACUUUAUUGUUCCUGAACCAGGAGAACCUCCCACUGAGGCACCAAUCAUCAUGAUCGUCAUAUCAGUGGUUGUCAUCGUUGUAAUCAUCAUAUUCAUCGUCAUGUGGUUCUGCGCAAAGAGCAGGUUUGUCAAUGGGCAUGAUACGAUGUAUACAUCUGUAAACCCGGACUACUUUUACAGUGCAUACACACCCGACGAGUGGGAAGUUGAUCGUGAUAAGAUUAGUCUCAUCAAGGAGCUAGGUCAGGGUUCAUUUGGAAUGGUAUACGAGGGAGAGUAUGCAGACGGAAGCCCGAAUGGACCAAGGAUGGUCGCCGUCAAGACUUUAAAUGAAAAUGCAACAAUGAGUGACCGCUGUGAUUUCCUUCAAGAAGCCACAAAUAUGAAGAAAUUUGUGUGUCACCAUGUGGUGCGAUUGAUAGGUGUUGUCUCCAAAACUCAGCCCACCUUUGUGAUCAUGGAGCUGAUGGCAAAUGGCGACCUAAAGAACUUCCUACGUAAACAUCGGCCAGAUGACGAAGAUAAUUGUGGGAGACAACUGCAAGUGAAAGAGAUAUUGCAGAUGGCAGGUGAAAUAGCCGAUGGAAUGGCUUACCUGGGCUUCAAAAAGUUUGUACAUCGGGAUUUGGCCGCCAGGAACUGCAUGGUUGCUGCUGACAACACAGUGAAAAUUGGAGAUUUUGGAAUGACAAGAGACAUCUAUGAGACAGAUUAUUACAGAAAACAGGGCAAGGGUCUACUUCCUGUGAGAUGGAUGCCUCCAGAGUCAUUAAAAGAUGGCAAAUAUUCUUACGAGUCUGACGUCUGGUCGUACGGUGUGGUUUUAUGGGAAAUGGCCACACUAGCUGCCCAGCCGUACCAAGGGCUGGCAAAUGAACAAGUGCUUCGCUAUGUUUUGGAUGGUAAAAUCAUGGAAAAGCCAGAGGGGUGUCCAGACCAACUGUAUGACCUCAUGUUGCUAUGCUGGCAAUUCAAACCCAAACAGAGACCAACAUUUUUGGAUAUUAUAGAAAGACUUAUUCCUGAUUUGAAUCCAUCUUUUAAAAAUGUGUCCUAUUUCUUUAGUAAUGAAAAUAACCCAGACAAUCGUGAAAUGUACACGGAGGAGUGUGAAGACCAAUUACUGGACGGUGAUAUAGACACAGCUCAUAUACCACUUACAAACUCACUGGGGGAGCUUGAGCCCUUGCAGUAUGAAAUGCGGGUCCACCGCCCUGCUAAUGACAUUUCACCGCACAGCGAGGACGGUCGGCGUGCUGAAGAGGCCGAGGCAGGAGCCUGUGCUGAUCCAGCGCGACGCGUCAGCGUUUCAUCCAAUCCUACAAGUGCAAUAAGCUCGAAUGGUGACAGUAAAGGAAGCAGUAAAAGUAGUACUGGUAGCUAUGCACAUAGGAACGGUUUGGCCAAUGGACAUGGCCCAUUUCCACAGACAACUCUCUGCUAGCACAGGCUGACUUAGGCUGCUCUAGUGCUCUGCUUUUACCACAGUUGCCUCCCCUGAAAGGGAACUCGCUUGUGUGGGGAGGCCCAUUUGGCCACACAUGAAUGUAGUCUUCAGAUUUUCAGUGAUAUCAGCAGUGGAAGAUCUGCCUGACAAGCUAGCCGGCAAAGUGUGGCGACAAAGCCAAAUGAGGUUUUGUGUAUAAUUUCAAAAUGUUUACCUACAGCCAUGAGUUGGAAAACGGCCAGAUCAAGACAAAAGCCAUGUGAGAAUUCUGCUGUGUGGAAGUGUUAUAUAUGACCAUUAUAAAGCAGACUGUAUCAUGUUUCAACCUGUGAGGUUACCUCAUAUAACUCACUAAUCAUCACUUUACAUAUCCAGUGGGUCUUCUUUCUGCUGCCUUGGCUGUGCAUAACAAGGCCAUCACAUUACCGACCAUUUGGGGUUGAAUGUGAAUUCUCAUGGAAUCCCCAAAGGUUUAUACAGCAUGUGUUUGUACUGGGCUAGUAAAAUCAAGAAGGGUCUUCCUUUCCGUCACCAGCUGUAACCCAUAAAGCACUAUGGGCUGGCAUCAAAUCAUCCGUAUUUUCUUUAAUUUUAUUAUUAAAAUUUUUAUUGAGACACUGAAAGAGAAAAUUAAGUAUUCGUCCCGGUUAAAAAUGCAUGCAAUGUUUACAUACCUGAGGAAUGUUCUCGCCACUGAAAUAUUGCUGAUGUGGCGUUAAGCCGUAAUCAUUUAUUCAUACCUGAGAAUGGUGUGUACUUGGUAUUAGUGUACACCUGUGGUGUAUUUGGGCAUGUAGUGUGAGCUCACCCCUCAAUGCUGUGCUUUCCAAUGUCACUCAUUGCAUUGUAUCGGAACACUCAUUCUUGACUGACUCAUGAACACAAGAGAUGACUCGUUAAUCAGAACUUGUAAGAUUUUGGUUUUGGCAAAGAUUGCUGGUUCAAACUUCAGCUAGAUGAAUCUGUGGCACUAGCAGUCAAAGUUCCACAAGCUAAAUGUAGGAACACUUUAAAUCUGUUCAAGUUUCUUUUCCUCUGUCUAUACAAGCUUUAUUGUCAUUGAAUUGCCUACUUCACAUGGGGAC